Durusdinium trenchii is the source of this 513-nucleotide messenger RNA. The record is from the annotation of a GenBank genome assembly. NCBI's taxonomy places the organism in Eukaryota, Dinophyceae, Suessiales, Symbiodiniaceae.
AUGGCGCGGCUGGUGCAUGUUACCGUUCAAGUAGGCUCAUGCUGCCUGGGCUUGGGCCUCAUAGGCCUGGGUGGCAGUUGCCUCAUCUCGCCGGUCUUUGCUGCAGAAACCUAUGGCCUUCCAAGCACUGAUGCUCAGACGCUCCAAUGGGUGAAGGUGGCCGGCAUCCGCGACUUCGGUCUCGGUGUCGCAGCCCUGGCGGUGUUUCUCUUCCACCCGCCGGCCAUGCGAGCCUUGGCGCCUAGCGCCAUGCUGGUGGCUUUGGGCGAUGCUGCGGCCCGGAGCGAGGUGAAUGGGGGCAGCCAUGACCAUGGAUGGGCCCUUUCCAGCGCCAUACCCUCACGUGCUUGGCUCCUUCGGGCUUCUGGUACUGUCCAUUUGCUCCUGGCUGGACUCGGAGCUGGAUGGCCCGAGGACCAGAUCCGAGUAUCAGAAGUUCUGAGACGUGAGGAUGGGAUCUGGAUCCAGGGUCGGGGCACCUUGGGCUUUCGAACCUCAGAGGAGUGCUUUUAG